Messenger RNA from Cylicocyclus nassatus, 2565 nucleotides. Lineage: Eukaryota; Metazoa; Nematoda; Chromadorea; Rhabditida; Strongylidae. The record is from the annotation of a GenBank genome assembly.
AUGCGUGACAUCUCAAGGCAUUCUCGAUAUAUCGAAGAUAAAAGUCAAAGCAUCAUUAUUUGGAUAUACAACACUGUGGCUACGAUAGCAGUUGUCCUAAUAAGUGUACUACUGCAUUUGAGUUUUGGUGACGACUAUCUUGAAGGAGGUGGACAAGAAGACUCCCCAUCUUACAAAAAUACAGUAUAUGCAUUACUGGGCUCUAAUCUCACUUUUCUCUGCGGUAUAUCUCGUGACACCGCCCGACAAGGAACUUGGUAUUAUGGUAAAAAUGGAGACGGAGAUAAGCCAAUCAAUACGACGGAUUUUCCAAAAAUCAAAUUAUCCACCUAUGAAAUGGAAAUUACAAAUGUAAACUAUAGCGACAUGGGAUUUUACAUCUGCAAAAUCGAAGACGAUCGAAGAUCUUAUAUGGAAAUAAAGCUUAACGUGGGAAAGCUACCAAGCAAAGCUACAAACAUCUCUGUAGAACCUCUGAUCACAAACGACGAAUUUUCCAUUCUUGAAAUUGAAUUUGGUCUACCACAAAUCGACGGCUACGAACGCUAUAUAUUUGAAAUAGUUGGUAUCAACGAUAUGAAUUCGUCUACGCAUGAGUGGCAACCAGCUUUCAAUGCUGAUUCUAAAAAAUGUUGCAAAAUCAGAUAUACACAUUACGGCACGUCGAUAGGAGGAUUGAUGCGUUUAGCCAUAGCGAACGAAUACGGAAAAAGCGAGUACAUCGAAUCAGGUCCUUUCGUGUUUCCAAAUCGACCAUUUCCACCAUUUCUCCGUCUCAAAGUGGUACAUGAAGGAAAAAGGAAACUAUAUCUUGAAUGGGAAAAGCAAUGCGAGCAUGCUUCACUUUUCAAGAGCUAUAAGCUACGGUACCGAAACCUACAGUUUCCACUGAACUGGACGACUAUCAGUAUCCCAAAGGAAAAUUCCUAUAGCGAGAUCGAUGUAGCGUCAGAUGCAGACUAUGUUUUCAACCUCGUAGGAGAAGGCGAGAGUCAAAAUUACUACUCCGAUCAAAUUUAUUACCACACCAAACCUCAGAGCCCAAUAGUUGGCAAAUUUGAGUUCACGAAUAUUUCAUCAAAGCGUUUGUCGGUAAAAUUUUUUCCGCCUUCAGAGUUUGCAGGAAAGAAUUUCAGUUUCGAGGUAAUCAUUCAUGAAGGAAAUGCCACUGCAUCCAAACUCAUUCUUUUUCCCAAUUCGAGCGAUUUUUUGAUGAAUAUAACCAAUUUGAAACCAAAUGGUGCGAUUGAUUAUAAGCCUCAACUUUAUGCAGGAGAAAAUUUUACGGAAAAUCUUUAUGUGAAAACAUUGGAGGAUAUUCCUGAAGCAGUCACUAACCUCACCACGCGCUUCCUUCCACCUACAAUUCGAUGGAAACUGAACAAAUUACCUGAUAAUCUCUUCUUUGUUGAACAAUGCGACACUUCAUACGAAAUCAAGGUUUUUUACCAGGACGAACACUACAGCGUGUUUGUGAGCGCUAGAACAUUAGCUGGAUAUGGCCCCGAACGCUCUACCUCGUUUAAAGUUGGCUCACCUCCUGAUUCUCCCAGUGUUGAAGAUACUAUAUAUGCAGUAAAAGGAACAGAUGUCACUUUGUUUUGUGGUAAAUCAGCAGAAUCAGCAAAGAAAGGAGAUUGGUAUUUUAGGCGGCAGGGAAGUCCAGACAAAAUGAAUAUCGCCAAAGAAGUUCACGCAAAUAUCGAUGUACACCUUGACAGGCUGACAAUCAAAGGGGUGACAAACGAUAAUGAAGGGCACUAUCUAUGCCAAGUUCGGAAUAAAGCUUACAAAUUGAUCAAUCUUGAAGUGGGAGAAUUACCAAACAAAGCUGAGAUACUCCUUGUUAACCCUGAAGUUAUAAACAACAAGUAUGCUAUUCUUAGAGUUGGGUUUCGGCAAAUCGAAGAUGAUCAGCAUUAUCUCUUCGAGAUUACUGCUUUAAACGAUGAUGGUUCAUCCAAAAAUGAGUGGAUCCCAGCUUUUUCUGCUAAAAAACAGGAGAUCGAUGUCGAGGAAAAUACGGACUACGUUUUUCAACUUGUUGCAAGAGGUAAUAAAACUGAAGAAUUUUACAGCGAACAGCUUUAUCACCACACCAAAUACCAAAACGAAGCUGCUGGUGUUUUCAAUUUUCUAAGAAUUCGUUCAAGGCAAUUGGAAGUAGAUUUCUCUCCAUCUCAGAAGUAUGCGGACAAAGAUUUCUCGUUCAAGCUAUUCAUCCAUAAGGGAAAAACCGCUUCAACGCCAAAAAAUUUCACCCUACAAUCAAAAAAGAAAUUUCCGAUGAAGAUAAGCCUCGUACCAUAUGAACCGUAUUUUAUACGGGUAGAAUAUCAGCCUAAAGAUGGUGGCCAAGACCCACCUCGUUUUAACACAGAAAUGUAUUAUGUUAGAGCUUCUGAAGAUCUUCCCGAGAAAGUCACCCAGCUCACGAAGCGCCAUCUUCCCCCGACAAAAGAAUAUGCUUUGAAAAACGUCACAUGGGACGCACCGAUGACCAAAAAUGGGGUUAUACUAGGAUACAAGGUCAAUAAAGUUUAUCUACGUACUCAGCAACUGUAG